Habropoda laboriosa is the source of this 2340-nucleotide messenger RNA. RefSeq names its product ADP-ribosylation factor-binding protein GGA3 (gene Gga). Gene Ontology annotation, cellular component: trans-Golgi network. Gene Ontology annotation, molecular function: small GTPase binding; ubiquitin binding; phosphatidylinositol binding. The record is from RefSeq and is a predicted model, not a curated record. The coding region runs from base 316 to 2247 and encodes 643 amino acids. Gene Ontology annotation, biological process: intracellular protein transport; vesicle-mediated transport. The transcript has 11 exons. NCBI's taxonomy places the organism in Eukaryota, Metazoa, Arthropoda, Insecta, Hymenoptera, Apidae.
AAAGAACUACGAAUAGAAUUGUACGGGGAAUUACGUUGCAAACAGCUGUUUGUACCCAAAAGUUUAGUAAAGUUGACGGAAAAUAUUUUCUGAGCGUUUUAAAAUAAUCGUAGUAGACAAAACUGAAAUAAAUAAGUUACUAAUUGUAAAUGUGGCACCUUAUCGAGACAAAUCAUAUUUAAUUUUGGGGGCAUUUGUGUUUACGAGAAAAGUAUCAAAAUGGUAUCUUUGAAAGUUUCGUUCGUGUUAGCUGUCAAAUGAACACGCAUGUAACCUAAAACGCGUGAAUUUUAAGAAAUUACUGACACUAUAGCAAUGGAUGUUGUAACAACAAGCCUGGAGGCUCUAAUACAAAGGGUAACAAAUCCGCAAAAUCAAAAACCCGAUAUAGCGGCAACCGAAGCAUUCUGUGUAAUGCUUAUUAAAGAAACAGAAGGUAUUCAAAUCGGAACUAAAUUGCUAGCUAUGCGCAUUCAGUCAUCUAACGAGUCUGAAGCACUUCAAGCUCUCACAUUAUUGGACACAUGUAUGAGGAGAUGCGGGCCAUCUUUUCACGCAGAAAUUGGUAAAUUUCGUUUUUUAAAUGAAAUGAUUCGUCUAGUUUCACCAAAGUAUUUAGGUGGUAAAACACCAAUCAUGGUACGGCAAAAGGUAUUGCAAUUACUACAUACAUGGACAAAAGAAUAUCCAAAAGAAUUAAAAAUUAAAGAAGCCUAUGAAAUGUUGAGAAAGCAAGGUGUUAUCGAGGAUGAUUGUAUAUCUAUAAAUAACACUCAAGAGGAAGGAUUAAAAGUGUCGAAAACUAAGAGUACAAUAUUUGAUGACGAGGAGAAAUCUAAAUUGUUACAAAAGCUACUACAGAGCAAAAAUCCUGAUGAUCUACAAGCUGCGAAUAGAUUAAUUAAAACUAUGGUGAGAGAGGAUGAAAGAAGGGUACAACUGAACUCACGUAGGAUAAUGGAAUUAGAAUCUGUUCAUAACAAUGCAAAAUUAUUAUCAGAAAUGUUAGACUCUUAUAAUUGUAAUGAAACCAGUAAAGAAGACCUUGAAUUGAUGAAGGAGUUACAUCAAGCCUGUGAAAGAUUAAAACCAAUUGUACUGAAGUUAGCAAAUGAAACUCAAGAUAACGAAGGAAUGCUUGGUGAUGUGCUUGCUGCAAGUGAUGAAUUGGAACAAGUGUUUGAGAAAUACACCACUGUCAUAGUUCGUGGUGAACGUGUAAACGCAAAGACAGAUUUCGACAUUAGUCCGUAUUUAUUAGAUCUGUCUACUCCAAUAGAGAACGUUCCUCUUGAAAGUGGUGGUAUAAAUGCAAGUUAUGAUACAGUGGUAGCAAAUCAUCAAUCAGAUAUGGAAGUUUUAGGAGACAUCUUUAAUUCGUUUGGAAAACCUGAAAAUUCCGAAGUUACUUCGAUUUCUAAUGCAAGUCUUUUAAUGACCGAUUCAGUUAUGCAGCCACUCAAUGUUUUACCUAAAAGUAAAAAAGAUGAAUUAAUCAACGUGUCUGAAAAGAAAAUUGACAGUAAAGCAAGAGCACUGGAGGAGUUGAAUGAAUUGGGAGAAUCUUUGCUUAAGCAAAGUUUAUCAGGCACAGUGUCCAAUUCACGUUUGAAAUCGGGAAGUUCUUCACAUUCUUCUGAUUCAUUAAAGACUACAAACGUGAAAAAUGACAAAACGUGUAAUAUUCGUUUCGUAUCAAACAUUAAUGUUCCAUCUCAAGACGGUACAAAUUUUAAAAACGUCAUGGACUGUAAUGUAAAUGAUAAGCUCGAUACGAAUCGAUGCAACGAUCGAUUAAGCACAUGGGACGCUAUUUCAUUAACAUCGUCGAUAGAAAAUUCCCUUAAUCCAGAACCUGAAAUCAAACCGUUAACAGACAUUAAUAUUAGCCUUCAAGAUAUAAAACCAGGUAAUCGUUAUUCUUAUUUGCUUCAUUUUGCCUUAGAUAAUCCAAGACAAGAUGUGUUUGUUGUAGUGAUUACAACAAUGAGUAAGAAUUUAAAGCCGCUUAGCAAUUACUUGUUUCAAGCAGUGGUGCCAAAAAGAUGUAAAUGUAGACUCCAGCCACCUUCUGGAACUGGAUUGCCUGGUCAUAAUCCAUUUCUUCCCCCAUCGGCAAUUACUCAAAUUAUGUUAAUUGCAAAUCCUACUAAGGAAACAGUAUCAUUGAAGUUCAUGUUAAGUUACACAAUGGACGAUGAAACAUUCACAGAAAUGGGAGAAGUAGAAAAAUUGCCUUUAGUUUAAUGUACUUAAAGUGUAUUAAAAAAAGGAAAAAAUACAGAUCCCAAUAGUUAGAAAAAGGAUUAUUUUGCAAAAUUGGAUUUUUAGAAUUGGUUA